Molecule: messenger RNA, 2142 nt
Organism: Sorghum bicolor (sorghum)
Lineage: Eukaryota; Viridiplantae; Streptophyta; Magnoliopsida; Poales; Poaceae
Product: hexokinase-6
Exons: 9
Coding region: 207-1727 (506 amino acids)
Biological process (GO): intracellular glucose homeostasis; glycolytic process; glucose 6-phosphate metabolic process
Cellular component (GO): mitochondrion; cytosol
Molecular function (GO): ATP binding; glucokinase activity; fructokinase activity
Source: RefSeq, a predicted model, not a curated record
UCUCGUCCCACUCCCACUCCCACGCUUCCGCGAGCGGAGAAAGAGCCGGAGACAGAAGCGAGGAGAGAGAGAGAAAGACAAGCGGUGGGCUUGCGGUGGCGUAGCUCGCGAUCCGGGCGCCGAGCUGGUCCCGUACUUUUACCUGGGUUGGUCGCGCGGCGCGGUCGGGAGGCUAGGCUAGGGCUCGGCGUCGGCGGUCGGUCGCGAUGGGGAAGGGCGCGGUCGUGGGGACGGCUGUGGUGGUGGGCGCCGCGGCUGCCGCGGCGGUGGGGGUGGCGGUGGUGUCGCUGUCGCGCAGGAGGCGUCGGCGGCGGGAGGCGGAGGACGAGAGGAAGAGGAAGGCGGCCGCGGUGAUCGAGGAGGUGGAGCAGCGGUUCUCGACGCCCACCGCGCUGCUCCGCGGCAUCGCGGACGCCAUGGUGGAGGAGAUGGAGCGCGGCCUCCGCGCCGAGCCCCACGCGCCGCUCAAGAUGCUCAUCAGCUACGUCGACAACCUCCCAACCGGUGAUGAACAAGGACUGUUUUAUGCACUGGACCUUGGCGGGACCAACUUUCGUGUCAUACGGGUUCAACUUGGAGGAAGGGAUAAACGUGUCGUGAAGCAACAAUAUGAAGAGGUCUCCAUUCCGCCUCAUCUUAUGGUUGGAACUUCUACGGAACUGUUUGAUUUCAUUGCUGCUGAGCUGGAAAAAUUCGUGCGGACUGAAGGAGAAGAUUUCCACCUACCAAAUGGCAAGCAGAGAGAACUGGGUUUCACUUUUUCUUUCCCAGUGCACCAAACAUCUAUAUCAUCAGGGACUCUAAUUAAGUGGACCAAAGGCUUUUCCAUCAAUGGCACGGUUGGAGAAGAUGUUGUGGCUGAAUUGAGUAGAGCCAUGGAAAGGCAGGGUCUUGAUAUGAAAGUUGCAGCUCUGGUUAAUGAUACCGUAGGCACAUUGGCUGGUGGGAGAUAUGCUGAUAAUGAUGUUGUUACUGCUGUAAUAUUGGGCACUGGCACAAAUGCAGCUUAUGUGGAACAUGCAAAUGCGAUUCCUAAAUGGACCGGACUACUGCCUAGAUCAGGGAAUAUGGUAAUCAACAUGGAAUGGGGAAACUUCAGGUCAGAUAAACUUCCAAUGUCAGAGUAUGAUAAAUCCUUGGACUUUGAAAGUUUGAACCCUGGUGAGCAGAUAUAUGAAAAGAUGAUUUCUGGAAUGUAUCUUGGAGAAAUUGUGCGGAGGAUCCUGCUGAAACUGGCUCAUGAUGCUUCAUUGUUUGGGGAUGUUGUUCCUCCGAAAUUGGAACAGCUAUUUAUACUGAGGACGCCAGAUAUGUCAGCCAUGCAUCAUGACACCUCACAUGAUCUCAAGCACCUGGGAGCUAAGCUGAAGGAUAUUCUGGGGGUUCCUGAUACUUCUCUCGAAGCAAGAUACAUUACUCUUCAUGUGUGCGACCUCGUCGCAGAGAGAGGUGCACGCUUGGCUGCUGCUGGUAUAUAUGGUAUUCUGAAGAAGCUUGGCAAAGACAAAUUGCUUAGUGACUUCAGUCAACAAAGGACUGUAGUUGCUAUUGAUGGUGGCUUAUACGAGCAUUACAAGAAGUUCAGUGCCUGCCUAGAAGCGACGCUUACAGACCUGCUCGGCGAGGAGGUUGCCUCAUCGGUUGUUGUCAAGUUGGCCAACGACGGCUCAGGAAUCGGAGCUGCACUUCUUGCAGCCUCACACUCCCAGUAUGCUGAAGUUGCAUAGUUCUAGGAGCUCGGCUCCUAGUGUAACCUUUUUCGUUUUGCUCCCUUUUCCCCUUCAAUCGCGAGCCACCCUCGUGCGAAUGUGCGAUUCGCAUCUCUCUCUUUUUUGCCUCAGCCGCGGGGUAUAGCUAGGAUGGUGCCAUUGAGCUUGGAGUACAUUAUCACUAGCAUUAGCAACGGCAGAAAAAAAAGUGGAAGCGGAGGUCUGAAUAAGCCAUUCCACUCCUGCCAAUUCUUUUUUUUCCCCAAUCCCUUGAAGUUUGUAUUAUGAUGCGAUAUCACAAAACAACCAGUUCUUAUCUGUGUGAUCUUGUCUUCCAGAAUAAAGAGAGAGGUGGGGGGCUCAUUUUUUAUUGAAUGUGCAGAGCUCCUGCCUUUAUCUCAGAAACAACUACAAUAUAAUUUGCUUGUUCUUA